Messenger RNA from Cantharellus anzutake, 2090 nucleotides. RefSeq lists its product as uncharacterized. NCBI's taxonomy places the organism in Eukaryota, Fungi, Basidiomycota, Agaricomycetes, Cantharellales, Hydnaceae. The record is from RefSeq and is a predicted model, not a curated record. The transcript has 2 exons. The coding region runs from base 386 to 1957 and encodes 523 amino acids.
AACAGUUACCCCCCAGCGGAUUUCCGUUCACAUUUUGUGCAGACAGACGGCGGUUGGAUAACUGGUCGAAAUAUACUUGUGAUAGUUCUGAGCUAGUAGCUCACCGUUUUCCAAGUGAUGAGCGCGAUUGGAAUGUGAAAUUGAACGCGCGGCGGGCUCCGUUCCUUAACCUGGCGGCCUAGAUUUCAAUCAUUCACUAUCCUAGCAUCGUUGGAAGGCUUCGCUGAUCGGAUUCCAGAACACAGAUUCUGGGCUGCCUUUUGGAGGAGGAUUGAUUCGUUCUCCUUCGAAUAUUCCUACUCCAGGACCAACCCCCCCAGCAGCUGACUCUCAAUCAUCGGUUAUAAGGUGCCGUGAUACUGAUAGUACUGUUACUGUAAUCGCCAUGUUCCUCGCGGCAGUCCGUCCCCACACAAUGAAGUUCACCCUUCUGGCGCUGGCAAUAUUUGUCAUGAUCACCUCCUUAACGCUUCUGGUCAUCGCCCUCAAUCCUGUUUUUCAAUUCGUUUCGCUGAAUUCAGACGUACUACUGCAGCAGAAGCCAACACUACCUGCCUCUUCUGAAUCUCUGUCGGUUUCUCCCCAACCAGAUCAUGUAGUGUUGCAACAUACCGCCUUAUCAUCGCCUCAACCCUACACAAAUGCCACACUCGGAAUAGCCGGACGUAUAUUUGUCAUCUCACUGCCUCGCCGUGAUGACAGACGGGUCAAAAUGAAGGCUCUAGCAGAAUUCAUGCGUCUCAAGUUCACGUUCGUUAAUGCUACGGAUGCAUCUGAUGCUGCUGUGACCGUAAUCAUGGAACGAGUGCGAUGGGAACGGUCUCUGCAUGCUCUUCGUAUCCAUUGGGGGCUUUCUCCUAAGCUUCCUUCGAAUCUCACCGGGCUGGAACGUUCCGACUAUAUACACUGGCCCCCUGAUGCUCAGCCCUGCCAUUUGAAAGUCGACAGCGAUUGUUCAGAGACGGACGAAUUAGGCCUCGAUGGUUCUGACUUGUGGACAUUGGAUCCUCUGCAAGACAAACGCUCCUCGCAAGUCACCAACCCUCUUCCGGAUCCUCCGAGCCCGGACUUUCGCCUGCCGCUCCCAUGUACCCCUCUACCUCUUUCAUUGCCUUCGCUUAUGCAAUCUCACGAUGGUGCUUUUGGAAAUCUCAUACGUGGAACUGCUGAUGCCCUCAGUUUGGGAAAAGAAGUCAAUGACACCCCACAAAUUAUCCCUCUGCCUCAUUCGCCCUACCCCUUUCACCUGACUCUCUCGCGGGGGAUGAUCGCUUGUUGGCAUUCUCACGUUGGGGUGCUAAGGCGUAUUUCCGAGGGCGGUGACAGUGUGGCCGUGGUACUUGAAGAUGACGUGGACAUGGAAUUUGAUCUCAAAGCUCGUCUCGCGCUGGUUUGGCCUUCUCUGCCUGCUCGAUGGGAUAUCGUUUUCCUUGGACACUGUUGGUCUCCAGGCGAAGGUACCCGCACCGCUUUGCGGAGCGUCACGAUUUUAAACUAUUCCGACUAUACAAACCACAAAGAAGCGACAUCAUACACAUUUGCUCUGCAUCCCUCAAUUUCUCCUAAAUGCACGCAUGCAUAUGCAGUUUCCAAAUCCGGAGCCAACCGCAUUAUUCGCCAUCUCCGUACAACUGCCACUCAUUUCCCUCACUUCCAUCAUUCGGGGGCCAAUCACCGUGGGAUCGAGACACAGCACCAAGGUCCGUUCUGUCAUGAUGUACCUUGCGGGGGAACACCGUUUGCAUACAGCCGGGCCUUGGAUCAAGCGCUCGUUCGUCUCAUUCAAGGACACCGAUUGCGAGCUUUCAGUAUUGUACCGAGCAUCAUUAUUCAAACAAAAGAUGUCCCAAGCGAUAUAAUGCGGGGAAACGGUAGCAGCUGGAAAGAUGAACUCGUGAACAGUGCCCUUGAAAGAAUGUAUCACGAAAAUUUCAGCACGAAUCGCACUUUGGAUUGAUAUGUUCGCGGCUUUUAGAUUCUCGGGCGUAUCUCCCACCGUACCAUUGAUUUGGAGCAUCCAUGAGCCUUACAGACAAUUCAUUCUGCAGAUCAUGCAUAGAUAGCCGCUUUUUUUGGGUACUCAAUGUAAG